AUGUUUUAUCAAGUACGCCUCCUACCAGAAGACCGAUGCCUCUUCCGAUUCCUGUGGCGCAACCUACAAGUCGACAAAGAGCCAGACAUCUACGAAUGGCAGGUGCUUCCCUUUGGCUCGACUUGUAGUCCCUGCUGUGCUACCUAUGCUCUGAGAAAGCACGCCUUUGACCAUGAGAAGGACUAUCCAGAAGUUGCAAAGGCAGUCGACAAGUCCUUCUAUGUUGACAACUGCUUGCAGAGUCUACCGGUCGAGACAGAUGCCAAAGCCCUUGUCCAGAAGAUGCGAAACCUGCUUGCUGACGGUGGGUUUGAAAUACGACAGUGGGCCAGCAAAGUUCCUGCUGUAGUAGAAGAUCUCCCACCAGAUGCCCGUUCUGAUGGCUGUGAGCUGUGGUUAACCUUCGGGGAGACCAAUUCCACUGAAGGCACACUUGGUAUGUUGUGGGAAUGCAGUUCAGAUGCCCUGCUGUACCGCCACAGACCCAUCAGCUAUGACUGCCUCAACAUGAGGAAUAUGUAUAAGAUCCUCGCGAGCCAGUACGACCCUAUAGGGUACCUAACCCCAUUUACAGCCCGAGCGAGAGUCAUUGUCCAAGACCUGUGGAAGACGAAGCGCAACUGGGAUGAUCCACUUGAGCCGGGUGAUAUCAGAGACCAGUGGCAAGCCUGGGAGAGUGAACCUCCCCACCUGACUGGAGUGAAGCUUAACAGAUGCUACACACCACCAAAUGUCAAGACAGAGGCUGCCCAUCGCCAACUUCACAUUUUCUGUGAUGCAUCGGAGAGAGUUUACGGAGCUGUGGCUUACAUCCGAACAGAAGAUGAAGAUCACAACGUCCAUAAAGAGUUGACUCUUCCUCUUGAUGAAGUCAUCCUGUGGAGUGACUCGACUACUGUGCUCACCUGGCUGCAAUCAGAAUCCUGCCGGUAUAAAGUGUUCGUUGGCACCCGUGUCGCAGAAAUACAGACCCUGACCGAUGUUGACAAGUGGCGGUAUGUCGACACCAAGAACAACCCCGCGGAUGACCUUACAAGAGGCAAAACCCUGGUUGACCUCAGCCAAGCCAAUAGAUGGAGAGAUGGUCCUUCCUUCCUCCGGUUGACUCCCGACACAUGGCCAGCUCACCCGUCUACAUCACAGACAGAAGACCCAUCUGAGUUCAAGAAGUCAACCUUCUGCGGUGCUGUGGUCGUCAUUCAGCCCAACUUACCUGAUCCAUCCGAACAUGACACCUGGAGUGACCUUGUUGCAGCUACCAUGCAGCAUCUUCAUGGGGCGGCCGAGGAUGCUGAUCCUACCAAGUUGGUUGAACAACGGGUAGAAGCCGAGAUGUUUCUUUAUCAGCGUGCUCAACAAGAUUCCUUCCCAGAGGAGAUUGCUUGCAUCCAAGCAGGCAAAGAGCUCCCCCGUGGUAGCAGACUCCUACAGCUUGCUCCAGAGUAUGACGAAUCUUGGGGCCUCAUCCGAGUGGGAGGACGUCUUCGUCGUACCCAAGAUCUACCCAAAGACACCAAGCAUCCCAUCAUGAUGAAUCCAGCUCAUCCCAUAACAAAGCUUAUCAUCCGUGACUACGAUGAGAAGUUGCUCCACUACGGACCUGAGCGCAUCCUGGCAGAGAUCCGACGUAAGUUUUGGAUACUACGCAGAAGAGAAGCAAUCCGAAAACAUCAACGCCAGUGCUUCGAAUGCCAGAAGUGGAGAGCUAGCCCUCAAGUUCCGAAGAUGGGAGAUUUGCCUCCAGCACGCCUCCGCCUCUUCAAGCCUCCCUUCUACUUAACAGGGGUAGACUGUUUCGGUCCAAUGACGUGCAAGAUUGGGAGAAGGAGCGAGAAGCGUUGGGGGAUCAUAUUUAAAUGUAUGACCACCAGGGCCAUUCACCUUGACCUACUAGACAGCCUCGAUACUGACGCGUUCUUGAUGGCCUUUAGACGGUUCAUCUCCAGAAGAGGGAAACCAUUCGAGAUCCUGUGCGACUGUGGCACUAAUUUCAAAGGAGGUGAUAAUGAGCUACGGGACGCCUUUGCUGCCAUGGAUCCUAUCAUACAGCAGGAGCUUGCCAAGCACCAGGUCAAGUUUGUGUUUAACCCUCUGAAGGCUCCACACUUUGGAGGAACCUGGGAACGGGAGAUCAAGUCCGUGAAAGAUGGCCUAAGAGUUGCCCUGAAUGAGCAGUCCGUCCCCGAGUCAGUACUUCGCACUGUGCUCAUUGAAGUCGAGGGAAUCUUAAAUUCCAAGCCUAUGGGGUAUGUCUCAUCUAAUGUUGCAGAUCCCGAUCCAGUCGAUCCAAACCUUCUGCUGAUGGGGCGGCAUGAUGCGACUCUCCCUCAGGUUGUCUAUCCUGCAAGGGAUUUACUUGGCAGACGACGCUGGAAGCAUAGCCAGGUCCUCGCUGAUCACUUUUGGUCCGGGUUCGUCAAAUCCUACCUGCCGACUCUCCAGGAACGCCAGAAGUGGCGUACAGACCGUCCGAACCUGACCACCAUUGAUGUCGUUAUGAUUGUCGACCCAGCACUCAGCAGAGCUCAGUUGCCCAUCGGAAGAGUUGCAGAGACCUUUCCGGGUUCCGACGGUCGUGUCCGCACUGCCAGCGUGAGCGUUCGAGGUAAAACCUACACUCGCCCAGUGGCACGACUGAUCAGGUUUCCGGAGGUCAGUGACGACAACAUACCCGAUGGUGAACCCAACAACACCUAA
Messenger RNA from Patiria miniata (bat star), 2697 nucleotides. RefSeq lists its product as uncharacterized. Lineage: Eukaryota; Metazoa; Echinodermata; Asteroidea; Valvatida; Asterinidae. The record is from RefSeq and is a predicted model, not a curated record. The transcript has 2 exons. Gene Ontology annotation, biological process: DNA integration. Gene Ontology annotation, molecular function: nucleic acid binding. The coding region runs from base 1 to 2697 and encodes 898 amino acids.